Molecule: messenger RNA, 2409 nt
Organism: Penicillium canescens
Lineage: Eukaryota; Fungi; Ascomycota; Eurotiomycetes; Eurotiales; Aspergillaceae
Exons: 2
Coding region: 1-2409 (802 amino acids)
Source: RefSeq, a predicted model, not a curated record
AUGUCCCUUGAGACAAGUCGUAGCAGGGCCGUCUUCGUCGGGGUAUCUGCUGCCUGGGUGCUCGCCACCGUUGUCGUCUGUGCCCGUCUCAUCCGGGCAUUCGGAUUCAUCAAGCGCCGUUCGUUGGAAGACUGCAUAAUCCUCUUAGCAUGGAUACUCGCAUUUGGGGUGAAUUUUGCAGUCGACUUCGGAACCUUUAAAGGUCUCGGGUACCAUCAAGAGCUCAUCACCACCGAAUGGGCUUCACAGCUGGUGAAGUCAGAGUACGUUGCACUAAUUCUCUUUAACCCUGCCUUGAUGGCCACAGAGAGUGCUAUCCUCCUCCUCUAUAUUAACAUCUCGAGAGGCCAGAAGUUCCUACGUGUGGGCUCCUGGAUAACACUGGUUCUAGCCAAUGUCCGCGGAGUCUUAAUAACAUUUUUGACCGCUUUCCAGUGUAGUCCGGUGGUGGCUGCAUUUGACCCUUCGAUCGAAGACGCAACCUGCUUCUCAAUAGAGAAGAUCUAUAUAGCUUCAGCACCAGUCAAUAUCGCAAUCGAUCUCGCCAUCCUUGUCCUGCCGAUCCCGGCGCUGACAAGCCUGUCUCUGCCGCUGGUGCGAAAGGCAAUAGUCAUCCUGGCUUUCAUUCUUGGGGUUAUAUUUAUCACGGUAAUCGACGUCGCGCGGAUCUAUUACUUGCAGCUGGCAGCCACCAAUCUUAGCCAAAUACAGAGUACCAAACUGGCCACAAACCGGGAGUUCUCCUAUAAUGCGAGCAUGGCUCUGCUAUGGUCCGCCGCCCACAUCAAUGUCGGCAUAGUCGGUGCAUGCAUGCCCACUCUGGGGCCCUUAUUUGCCCUCCUAGCGCGGAACGCGUUGUUGAAGAUCUGGGAGACCCGCAGAUUCGUCCAACGUUCGUCGUCGACGGUGGAGCUCCCACAGCUACAGAACCCGCGUCAGGCGAGUCCUUCAAUACCUGGCACAGCUACCCCUGCACAGUUACAGUUAAGAGCCUCGACGCAGCCAGCUGCCGAACCGUGCACAGAGGAUCUACAGCCCUCAUGCAAUGGGGAAGUCGCUAUGAAUUUUGGGUCUAUACCGCCGGGCUUGUCAGAUUUCGGGUUCGUUAAUCUGCGUGAGCCAGAAUGCAUACUUGAUAUGCGCAGCUUUAAAUCCACAAAGUACUGCUUCUUUGUUUGCAUCCUUCUUUUCUUGGUUGUCUUUCUCGAAGUGCUGCUUUUUUCGGUUGCCGGCUUAGCCCCGGUGGUGCGCAACCGGAUUCAGACAAUUGGCAUCACAUCAGCCACGUACGGGGGAAUUGCUCUUGCACCUACCCUAGGUUACCGUAUCGUGUGUGAUGUAGGAUUUAAAGCUACGUUCCUCACGUCUUUGGGUCUUUGCUGCGUUGGGACAUUGAUGUUUUGGCCUUCUGCUGCACUGCUUUGCUAUCCGUCCUAUCUUGUCUCCACUGCUAUUGUUGGGAUGGCGGCAGGCUUACUGGACUUGACGGCUAACACUUUCCUUGUGCUCUGCGGACCACCGUGUUACGCUGAAGUUCGAGUGUUGUUUGGUCAAGGUGUGGAAGCAAUCGCUGGGACCAUAGGCAAUGUGCUCAGUGAGAAGGUUAUUUUUCAGAAUAUAGGCAGCGACCAAAGCUUGAUCGCUGUCCAAUGGACCUACCUAGCCAUUUCUGUUUUCGUUGUCUUACUUGGCAUUUUCUAUUACUACCUCCCUCUGCCCGAAGUAACCGAUUCGCAGCUGCGAGCUUGGCAUGCAACACUUCCGCUGGAUGAUACACGACGCUUCUUUGGCAGAAUUCCUUCCAUCGUCGCUACGACGGCUAUAGCUACUCUGUCAGUGACAUGUGCAACCGGGGCAGUGGUCUGUCUCCGCGGAAAUGUCGAUUAUCUCUUAUCUAGCAUUUCUGGCAGCACUGGUACAUCUCCAGUUCUUAAGACUGCCAACUUUCAAAUAGUUGUUACGGCUAUCGAUGCUGUCGGGUUGUUCUUUGCGGCCUUGCUAUGUCUGUUCAUACCACCGCGCGUUGUCCUGCUUGCAGACUAUGUGUGCGCUAUUGUAUGCUCUGCGCUUAUUGUGACGUUCAACUGGCCUUCCGCAGGUUCGCUCCAGGCAAUGACAUUUGCUUUAUCGCUAUUCCUGUGGCCGCUUCCAAACUUCGUAGUGGCCAUAGCGUUACGUGGUAUUGGCAAGUGGACCAAACGCUCCGCCUGUCUCAUCUAUGUCGGAGUUGGCCUUGGAGGAUGUAUCUUCCCCUUCGUCAUGUGGGCGGCUACACAGUCACACUUCGUCCAAUACUCAUUUAGUGUCAUUGUCGCGCUCUUCUCUACCGGGACUCUCUUUCCGGUCUACCUCGUCUUGGUUCCUGACACGCAAGUUCCGUGGAGAGCGCCAUGUUGGAGAGCCUUGUGA